GUGCGCUCGCCGCUUUCGAGAUAUCGAUUGGUCGAUUAUUCCGGCCCCUCGGACUGACGGUCGUUCCGCGAUGGUCGGCGAACGUCUCGCGCUCGCCGAGUCCCACCUAGCCGUGGGCUUUCUGCAGGUCGCGCAACCGUCGUCGCCGCUGCGAGCCGUUCCGCGUUGAGAGUGUCGCCGAGCGUUUCGUCGCGGACCUCGCGAGUGUCCCCGCGAGGAAGCCUCGAGGCCGGGACGCCCCUAGUGCGAGAGGCCAGGCCGCGCGCGCGGUACGCGCCUCUCCGGCGACCCGCGACCCGCGCCGUGCGUGUCAUCCGUGCCGCGGAGUGUCGCAAAGUGUCGCAGCGAAGUGCCGUUCUCGAGAAGUGUGUGCACCCCUCCUCCCUGUGUGAUAAAGCGGGCCGAGAGCCCCAUCGCGUCGGCGAGGGUCGACCUCGCGGCCUUGAGAGGCCUCCUCGGGUCCCUCCAGAUCUGUCAUCCGAUCUCGUCUCGGCGCGCCCUGAAGUCACCCUGGUGACAGGUUCGCGCCGCCGACUAGUCUAGAUUCGCUUCCAGCUAUGAGAAGAACGAGGAUCCCUUCGAUUGGUUCGUCGUUUCCGCCAGGGUGGAUGCCGUGAUCGUUGAAUGUGGAGUGCGAUCUCUCGCCUCUUCGUGAAGAGCAAGUCGGAGGAAGCAGCGGAGGGUCACGAGGUGGAUAUUGGUGGGGCUCCGAAGGCCGAUACAGUUGUCCAUGUUUCCGACACAAUGGAUCGUAACAUGGGCGAAGACCGAUGUAAAGGACCCGGCACUAGUUCUGACCACCAGCUCGCCGGAGGAGAUUCGGAACGCUUUACAGACGCCUAUGACACUCGUCAGGCCAAACAACGUGCCUCCGUCAAAUGGCUGCUGUCGAAGGCGUACAACAAUCGAGUUCCGGACAACCUUCGGGAACCCUAUUAUCGCGAUCACGAGGAUCAAGAGCACCUGAAGCCGCAGAUAGUGCACGCGCUCUCGAACGCGGAGCUCUACUGCUUGGCAUUGGCGAACAUCUAUUCGGACCCUAAUUACCAUAAUCAGAAUCACUGGGGGAUCCUGCAAGCCCUUGCCAGAAAGGGGGUCUUCGUGUCUGAACCGAACAAUACUCAGCUGACCGAGACGAUUCUCAUCCAGAACUCGCCACUCAAAAUGUCUGCACAUAUGGCUGUGAUAGAGGGUCUGAUGGCCCUGUACGCGAAGGAGGUGGUGACGGGCGACCGGGUGGUGGCGGCGAUUCGGCGAUUCAACCCCCAGGCCUCGGUGGAGGUGCCAGCCGACCAGGAGAAGGGCUUGCUCCUGUGGAUCGGGCAGGCCUCGCAGGCGCUGGUCUCCAAGAUCCAGUCCGAAGAGGGUGCCGGGGACAGGUCGCGCCUUCCGGAGAUGCCAGCUGCCAAGGACAUCCAGUCUCUCUGCGAUGGGGUAGGCUUGGCCGCCCUGGUCGCCUUCUACUGCCCCGGCGAGCUCGACUGGACCGACAUCCGGCUGUCCAGGAGGCCCUCCGUCGCCGAUGCCCUACACAACCUCUCCCUGGUCCACGCCUUCUGCACGAGGUGCCUGCCCUACUCGAUAUUCCACAUGCAGCCAGAGGACGUCACCUACAUGAGAGGAUCCAUGAAGCAGAACCUCGUCGUCUUCCUCGCCGACAUGUACAACGUCCUGGAGAUCCACCCCGUAAAGUGCGUCCGGUACCCUGGCGAGGAGAGGGCCAUGCAGUUCUUGGAUGCGUGCCCGCGCAAUAGUCACGGGGUAGCUCAUAAGAGAAGCCUACCGCAGUCUAUAGCCCCGAUUCCUGAUCUGAGAAGCAACCUCUCCGUGUCCGCGCCAGGCUUUACAGUCGUGAAACCCGCAACGAGCACCAUCGUGAAAAAGUCGCAGUCGCUGCAGCAGACGGCGGAGAGUCAUUCCUUCGACGACAGGAGAGGGACCAGCGAUGAGAGCUUUGUGGUCCAUCGAGGAAAGGGCAUUCCCACCUUGAGCUCAGUGGCCGACGAGAGAUCCGCCGCCCGGGCGGAGGCUGCCGGCCGGCCCAGCAACUGGGAGGACCAGAGACGCAGUUCCUACGCGGGGCGGCGGUCCAGGAGGAACAGCGUCACCGACGACUCCCAGCUGACCAUCGAGAAUUUCGGGGGAUCCCAGGACAAUCUGCAUAAUUUCGGGAGGAAUCCUGACAAGGAGGUGGGUGCGCACAUCGGGAAACGCAGCGCGGCCGAGCCGGCCCUUCCAGUGAGGUCGAGUGUCCAGGACGUGUACGGUAGCGGGGUGCAGCUGAUCCUGAGCGACAACGGGUGCAACAACGAGGAGGCCCCCAGGUUGCGAAGGCAAGCCUCGAACUCGAGCCUGAACAACGCGGCCCCGAAGAGCGGGCAACAUUCCGGCGAGAACGACGCCACGGACGGCGAGGUGACCAAGAUGGCGAGCUUCGCGAAUCUGGGAAGAAUGGCCUCGGAGAAGGGCAUCAGUUUCACGUACACGGAGCAGGAGAGAGAAGACCUGGCCAGGACGAACCUGGCCACCAGGAGGCAGGGACAAAGCAACGGGAACGGAUGUGCCGAGAAGAAGACGACCUUCGCCGCCCUGCCCAACACAACGACCUGGCAGCAACAGAGUAACCAGCAGACUCAGCAAAUGGAACAUCACCCUGCCGACGAGAACGGCGGAAACACCGUGAUGGCGUCUCAAUUGAACAACAUCCGACUGAAGCUGGAAGAGAAGCGCCGCCACAUAGAGAACGAAAAGCGGCGAAUGGAGGUCGUGAUGUCGAAGCAGAGGCAAAAGGUCGGCAAAGCGGCGUUCCUGCAGGCGGUCACGAAGGGUAAGGUUAAGUCUCCCUCUUCGUCCACGUCGGGGGGCGACAGUCCGGUGGAUCCCAACCCCAUAAACCCCGGGCCCACCGGUGAUACCCCGACCACCAUAGCCGAGACAUCCCCCGACAAACCCCGACAACCCCCUCAAGACAAACCUCAGCGUCCCUUCUCUCUCAAGGAAAUAAGCGAGGAUGUUCGGGACGUCGAGCACAAGUGGCUGGAACAAGACGGCAGUGCACCCUUCAUCGAGACUCGACGCACCCCGGACAUCGAGAACAUGGACCUCGACCAGUACCACCAGUCAAUAUCGCAAAUGAAUACUAGUCUCAGCGAGAUUCAAGCCGACAUCCAGCGCCUGGCCAGUCAGCAGAAUCAGAUCCAGCAGCAGCACCUGAUGACCCAGCACCAGCAGCAGAUGCAGCAGCAGUUGCAGCAGCUGCAAAGCCUCAGUCAGCAGCACAUGCAGGGGUUUGGCAUGUCGCCGAUGAAUCCCCUGACGCCCAGGAUACAGCAGGACUCCCAGCAGUCGCAGUUCUACCUGCACGACCAGCCUCAGCUGCAGAGAAGGACCUGGGCCCAGCCGGCACCUCCGCAAAGCUUGGCCAACGAAAUGGCAGCCGUUGGGUACCAACAGUCCCAGGAUUCCAGAUUCACUUCCCAGCCCACCGCGGUUUACCAGCAGGACCCGCGUCUUUAUCAAGAGACAAGGAGCUGGGGUGGACCAGCUCCGCAACAAAAGGGUUUCAUCCUGCACGACACGUCCCAGGAGCAGAGGUACCUCAACGGCGGGGACCACAGCCUCUGCAACAAUCAAAUGGUCCAUCCAACCUCCACCUAUCCGUCAUCCUCGACCAUCUUCAGUCAAACGCCUCCCUCGUCUGCUAGUCCUCAGCAUCGUAACGCCGUUCAUCGGAUAAGUCAGCUGAUGAGCGAAAGCCCGGAGCCGAAGAGGCCGACGGUGCACCACAUCCCAGUAACAUGUGAGAGUCCCACUGAGAAACGUCAGAGCACUACUUUGCACACGCCAGUCCCAGCACCUCCCGUCGAUGACAUGGAGCCGCAAAACAUCUCCUUUAUCGGCAACGACGACGAGGUCGCACAGGGGAUCCGGGGCCUGCACAUUACCUCCGGGAGUCGAACCUAUAGAAUACCAUCACCGACGAGGCCCUCGAUAUCGAGGAAUUCGUUUCAACCGCAUCCAUCGUUGCGAGAAGCGACGCCAUCGCCCUCGGCCACGCCGGAAGUCACACCCUUGGACCCCAGUGAUGCUGGAGAGAAAGGGUUUUACAUAUCUUUCGACAACGACGCGCCUAAAAAACCGAAGCCCACUCUACGGGUAAAAAGGGCAUCCCCGAAGAAGGAAAGGAGCGUGUCUUCCUUCAUCGAGCAGGAAGACUUCUCGGUGCGUCCCGAGUCGCCCCCCGCGAACACCGUCGAGCGACAGAGACACCUGGAGGCUCAAAGGGACCUAGAAAGGGAGAGACAGAGACAGGCCGAAGAGCGAGAGCAGCAAAGACAGGAGAUGAGGGACAGAGAGCUGCAGAGGCAGAUCGAAAGGGAGAGACAAAGAGAUCGACAGCGAGACGGCAGUGUCGAAGGGAGACAAGCCAGCGGGGUGGGUCUCGUCAUCGGCAAUCAGCUGGCCAAUCCUGACCCCAACUCCCUGGAUGAGAUGGAGCGCAAGAAGGAAAGGAUAAUGCUCCUGUCGCUGCAACGAAGACAGCAGCAGGAGGAGUUGAAGGAGAGAAAGGAAGCCGAGGCCCAGGCUCGCCGGGAGCAAGAGAAGCUGAAGGAAGAGGAGAGGAUGAGGAAGAAGGAGGAGGACCGGCAAAGGAGAGCGACCAUCCUCGAGCAGCAUAAACUCAAGAAGGCCAUAGAGGAGGCGGAGAGGGAGGGGAAAGUCAUCGACAAGGAGCUCCUCAACGCCAUCAAGCCCACGAAGUUACGGAACAAAACCGCACCUAGUCGUCCACGGCCGAAGACUAUCCACGUGGAUGCCGGGGCCGAGCUCGACUCAGGAGCUCUCACACCUAGUCGGGGGAAGAAAGGCUCUUCCUCCAAUCUCAGUACAGCGUCGCUGACCUCCCCGACGAUGAGGCGAGACUACUACAGAGGGUCGCAGGACAGUCUCACUGCCGCACACCUCGAAGACCGCCGAUCCGGCCCACUCUAUCGGGGCGGCAGCCUCAGGGUAUCUUCCGUAGAUUCUCCCGACGACGGUCGAGGAUCCUCGCCUUGCAGGAGCGUCAAUCAGCUGGGAAGACGAGGCUCGUACAAGACGUCCAGAGAUGCGCAGGAGCCUCAGCAACAGGUUAGAGGCAGGCCUAAAUACCCGACUUACCAAAACUUUAAGGGGAGAAAGUCUAAUUCCUUGAUGAAUUUGUGUGAUACGGACAGCGGCUUGGGGAGGGCGACUCCACCCAGAAGAGCUCCCAGUCCUGGGAUGGGCAGCAUGAGACACCUUCCAUCGCCCUCAGGACCCGGUUCUCUUCCUCCAGGACUCAUGACCAAGAGGAGAGUCUUCGACGAUGGAAGCAGCGACAUCAGCAGCACUCCUAGUUCGAUGAUGGACUACAAUGGCCCGCGACUGUACAAACAGCCCACAACGAAAUCGAACCGAGGCAUCAUGCUGAACGCCGUGGAGUAUUGCGUGUUCCCCGGCACCGUGAACAAGGAGGCCAAGAGGAGAGUCCUGGAGGAGAUCGCCAAGUCGGAGAGCAAACACUUUCUCAUACUUUUCCGGGAUUCGGGGUGCCAGUUUCGCGCCCUCUACUCGUACUGCCCGGACAGGGAGGAGGUCUCCAAGCUUUAUGGGACGGGACCGAAACAAGUCAACGACAGGAUGUUCGACAAAUUUUUCAAAUACAACUCCGGAGGUAAAUGCUUUUCGCAAGUCCACACGAAGCAUCUGACUGUAACCAUCGAUGCCUUUACGAUACACAACAGCCUCUGGCAAGGGAAAAAGGUGAACCUACCAAACAAGAAGGACAUGGCCCUCGUCAUAUAGUUUUACUAUAGUCUUGACUAUAGUUUUACACAAGUGUCUCACCUAAAGUUACGCUGCUACGCCCUCUGUUGUUCAUAGUUACUAUUUUAAUACAGGCCCGCGAUGCAUAUUAAACAGCGAAAGUUGCGUUCUUAGUCAAUUUUAACGAAGACACUCGAGACGAAUCGGUGCUGACUCGCCGUCGAGGUCGGAAUUCCUUCAGGGCAUUCAUAAACGAGGCCCCCGAGAUACGGGGAUCCUCGAGCUCCGUCGAUUUAGUCAGUUCGAUCUUUUAAUUCAGCUUCUGCGAGGAGGGGCGUUCGAUGGAGGAAGCGAUCCGAAAGGGACGCCAUGUCAGCACCGAUUGCUUCGUCGAUUGGUUUCCUUCUUGUUUGGAAGGGGGAAAACGGAACGGAGAAGAGAGAGUACGAAUCGGUACAUCGGUAUAUACUGCUGCACAUGGAUCAUACUCGUUGUGAAUAGCGAGUACCCUCGUGGUGAAUUCUCGACGUGUCUCGUGGUCGUGCAAACCGCUGCGUUGCAAAGCCCUAUAUAUACGCCUGUCGCGAAGCCGACGUUUCCGCGUUUCCUUUUUCGUUUCCUUCCUUCCCCCCAUUUUUCUUUUUUUUUUUUCGUUUUUUCCAUUCUCUUCGAGGCGUUGAAAAAUGUUUAAGACUUCAAGUGAACGCGCAAAAGUCACCCCGCGUCUUCGGCAGGCUUAAGUUAGUCGGUUAGGCUUGGACAUGACUUUGUCAACGGCGAGGCGUCGAUUUAGCACAAAUCUCGGCUAAUUCCCGAAUCGAAGUCGCGUCCUUCCGUAAGCGCUGAAGCUCGUUGGCUUUCUUAUUGAGAUCCGAUGGCUUUCGUCGUCCGCGUUAUGUUUCGAAGGAGCCGUGUCGGUAUCUCGAUCGCCCUGCAUCUUCUCGUAAUUAAUUCGUUCCGCGACACGAUGGAUGUCACAGGGGACGGUAGUUUUGUAAAUAAGUUGACUGCGGCUAGCAAAGAGACGAAGUACCAAAUCAGCCUUAUGGCCACUCAAGGGCAGAAACCCCUUUUUUAUAUCGGCCACCUCCCUCGGCAAUUUAGAUGUACCCAAUCCCUAAUAGGUACCGUGCAAGCCUGACUUAGCGACUCGUUAAAAAAAAAACAUAUAUUUAUCAAAAACAAAAAGAAAUUUAGGAAACGCGCCGAUUGAUUUUACAUGCGAAAACCCGACGCUUAACCGGAUAUUAGAGCGAUAAGGAAAGUCCCGAAAAUUCUACUCGAAAUCUCGCGUUAAUAAUUUCAAUUAAUUCAGCAUGCCGAGCAAUUCCAUUUUAUCGUGGACUAACCCCGGAAGAAACGGACAUUGAAAAUUCCUAAAAAGUGGGCGAAGUCGGAAAAUCAUGCGCGAACCGCGGAAUCGAUUUUCCGCGUUUUUGGGCAUUUUUUAAAAAUGAGGUCGAUCGUCCUCUUCUUCGCAGGGGGUCGUCUUUUCAACGGAAUAAUACGCUCUAUUUCCACACGUUUCAUCGAAUACCUGACUGCAUAGUAUUACGAGUGACUUUCCAAAAGCGCGAGAUUUUGACGAAUGACGACUUAAGGCAUUGUUUUUUGUUUCCUCUAAUUAGCGGCUGGUACGUUGUUAUAAGGAAUUGAAGGUGAUUAGUGUUCAUUUUGGGAAUUGAUCGCCGAAUAGAAGGGAGCCUGUUAUUGUGACUCUCUCUCUCUCUUAAAUGAAAAGAAUAGACAAGGGAAAAGGUUGUAAUUUCCACAAUUUUCUUUUUUUUUUUGGUUCGUUCUAAUUAUGUAUUUAUGCGUUUUGGAACAUUUAGAGAAUUAAACAGGUUUGAUUUAUUGGGCGAGCGGAGACCUGUGUGCGUGUAGGAAAUAUAUCGCUGCAUAACGUGAAAUAAGCUAAACAUAAAUCGUGCCAUAAAUUAAUAGCCGAUCCUGAAAGAGUAAAACACGGCCAAAGGGAAGUACUUCGGGAAGUGUCGAGAGCGAGGUCCGAGGACAUUUUCUUUUAUCCAAGAACAGUCAAAUAGGAAGAGAAGAAAAUAAGAAAAAGACAAUUGUACGAAGCGCGUAGGAAGUUUUUGUAAAUCGGGAUCCCGUCCGUGAAAUCCUUGUGCCGCGGAAUAACAAAUACGUAGGUAGACGAGGGACAUUUAUUUUCCACUGGAAGAAGAGAAGAAAAAAAGGAAUUCAUAUUAUACAAUGUGCCAUGCCCAGUGUAUGAUGAAAAGCUCUCUUCUAGGAUUAUAAUCUUGGUACCUAUCUCAUAACGUACGACGAUUAUGAUUUUCUUGUCAAAAGUGAUUUGGCCAUUUCAAGGGUGUAAAGAUUGUUAAAUCCAGCUCGGGGAUUCUAAGAAAAGGCAAAUCGUUAAUCUCGCUAGCUUCGGCCUCGAGAGAAAAGUCCGUAAAAUGACAAUAUCAAGCGCGAGGAAAGGGCCGUCGAGUGGGUCGAAGUAGAGAGCGAAAAAUGCCGACUCUUUACCGGCGGGGUCGAUAAAGGAAAACAACACUUACUGUUAUAGCGAUUAAUGUUAAGUGUACCGAGAUAUACGGAAUCGAGACUGCGGCGACGAGGAGGCGAUACCGAGAGCCGUAGAGAUAAUAAGAGAGCUAUAAAAGGGGGACUGCUUGUGCUUGAUAUUUAUAUUUUUCGAAAGAGAUUAAAUGUUAAAAGGCGCCGUCGACGCAACUCGGGGAAAAAGAGAAAAAAACGCACGCGGGACAUGAUGGGAAAUGCCGGAGGCUGGAACACCCGUAUUAAAGAAACGUCGAAGAGGACGGUCCUACGUGUUCUUACGCUGCACUUAAAACUACCGCGCUUAUAUUAAUUAUUAAACGAGAUAUUAAAUAUUAACAUGAGCGAUCGCCUCCCUACCCCCUAUAUAUGUAUAACGAUUCCCCCCUCACCCAUCCGGAGACUUCCCAACGUGAUGGCAUCAUCGAACUUUGUCAAAUAAUUUUCUCUCGACUCUUAUAUAUCCGUGUCUGUAAAUAUUAUGUUUUGAUAUACAGCUAUUAACAGAAGUAAUGUUCGCUGACGUAUAUACAUAUAUAUAUAUAUAUAUUUAUUAAGUAUUAAGGAGUAAGAUUUUGGUCACGUUUUACUGUCAGCAUCUCGCAGCGAAUGUCAUCUCAAUAAAACGUUAGUAAUCCUUUA
Molecule: messenger RNA, 8961 nt
Organism: Orussus abietinus
Lineage: Eukaryota; Metazoa; Arthropoda; Insecta; Hymenoptera; Orussidae
Gene: Patronin
Product: patronin
Exons: 27
Coding region: 625-5826 (1733 amino acids)
Biological process (GO): neuron projection development; cytoplasmic microtubule organization; negative regulation of microtubule depolymerization
Cellular component (GO): microtubule minus-end
Molecular function (GO): spectrin binding; microtubule minus-end binding; calmodulin binding
Source: RefSeq, a predicted model, not a curated record